Messenger RNA from Eublepharis macularius, 3471 nucleotides. It is a transcript of the gene C2H2orf69, whose product is annotated as chromosome 2 C2orf69 homolog. Gene Ontology annotation, cellular component: mitochondrion. NCBI's taxonomy places the organism in Eukaryota, Metazoa, Chordata, Lepidosauria, Squamata, Eublepharidae. The record is from RefSeq and is a predicted model, not a curated record. Bases 32 to 1189 code for a protein of 385 amino acids. The transcript has 2 exons.
UUGGCGGCCGGGGAGCGCGCGGCGAGCCCCCAUGAACCGGCGCUGCCCGCCGCUCGCCUCCCUCCUGAGGGGACUCCUCGGCUCGGCUUGCCUCUGCCUGGCGCGGAACAUGAGCCUGCGCGGGGCGCCGGCCGCCUGCCUGGCAGGGCCCUCGGGCGGCGGCGGAGGCAGCCGCAGCCUGGCCGCCGCCGCCCUCUCGCCGCCCCCCCGGCUGAGCCCUCCGUGGCUGCGGCUGCCCCAGGUGCCGGGCGCCGAGCCCGGCAAGGCCAACGACCUGCUGCUCUUGCUGCCCUCGCCCGCCGCCUGCCCGCUGCCGCCCCAGCAUCACGUCAUCUACUUCCCCGGGGACGUGCAGAACUAUCGUGAAAUUAUGGUUUGCCAUCCAGAAAAUUUCCAAUGGGAACACUGGUGCUUGGAAAACAUUGCAGCUAUUCUUGGCCAUCGUUUCCCGGGCAGUUACAUUUGGGUCAUAAAAUGUUCUCGUAUGCAUUUGCACAAGUUCAGCUGUUACGACAACUUUGUGGCAAGCAACAUGUUUGGAGCACCUGAACAUAGCACUGACUUUGGAGCCUUCAAACACCUCCACACGCUAUUGGUUAAUGCUUUUAAAGUUGCUCAGAAUGUGCUGGUGUCUCAGAAGAGCAUGCAUAAUUUUGGCAAGGAUAAAGAGGCAGCCCCGUAUAAAUCCCCUGCUAUUCCUACUGCCAACGGCUGUCCAGCAGCAGAAAAGGAGCAAGACUGUGAACUCUUCAGCAAUUCAUCCAUGAACUUCAUAGAACCUUCCGUUAUUGGUGGAGUGUCGUUCACUUUAAUAGGAUUCAGUAAAGGUUGUGUUGUCUUGAAUCAAUUGCUUUAUGAACUGAAGGAAGCAAAAGAAGACAAGGACAUAGAUUCCUUCAUUAAAAAUAUAAAAGCAGUUUUCUGGUUGGAUGGUGGCCAUUCGGGAGGAAGCAAUACAUGGGUGACCUACCCUGAUGUGCUGAAAGAAUUUUCACAGACUGGGAUUGGAGUUAGCACUCAUGUUACGCCAUACCAAGUGUUUGAUACAAUGAGGUCAUGGAUUGGAAAAGAGCACAAGAGAUUUGUACAAAUUCUUGAAGAGUUUGGCAUGAAUGUGAAUAGCCAGCUCCAUUUUGCUGAUGAAGCACCUUCCUUAGACAACCACUUCAGAGUUCAUGAAGUAUUCUGACACUGUGAAUGUAACAAAUUAUUGUAUUAAUUUGCAAAAGCACAUCUUGAAUUGUGACUUAAGAGUUUGAGACAAUGGCUUCUAAAUCCUGGAAGGGGGAAAUAAUAUAAUGUGUACUGUUAAGUUUUUAUGAUAGGACUGGGCUCUAAGCGAAGAUUGUCUUGCAUUUGCUGCUGAAGAAUUGUUGCUUAAAGACACGGGAUUUUGUUUGGAUCCUGACUGUGUGACUCCUCAAGAAAAGCAACACCUCUGAAAAUACUCUUCUUGACAAGCAAUGAAACACUGGCUUAAUAUUUGCUUUUACCAUGUUUGGUUAUAAUUUGUGGCCAAACCUUUAUAACAAGGCUACAAAAAUAGCUUUCUAAAAUGCCUGUGGUGAUUUCUAAAAGCUGUAGGUGUUGAGGAUCUCUGAAAAACACAUCCUUUUCAUAUAGAAGCCAUCACUGAAAAACUGAAAUCGAGGCUUCAGUAGCUUUUUUAGCACUUUGGUUCAUAGCACAAGCAAUACGGUUUGAGUUGUAUUGACAUUAAAUCUUCAGUGCAAGUACAGUGAAAAUACUUUCCUCGGGAACUGAGAAGUAGCUAAUACACGGUUUCAGCAAAGGACUCUGCAGUUUCUAACCAUUGCUGAACAUCUGUUAAUAGCUUUGUUUGGCAACUCAACAGUAUUAAGCAUCUUUUUUUUUUUUAAAGUGACCAAGAUUUGUGUAAUCUUACCCCUGGUUCAACAUUCCCUGUUAAUACUAAAGCUUAACUAACUCUUAAUACAUUUCUAAAUUUUGUAUCUUGAGAUUGUUAGACCCUUUGGAAACAACUUACUUUUUCCUAAAAAUGAAGCCACAGACAUCUACAAGAUAUUGAUGUAGUUUACAGUAAAUCUUAGAAUAACUUUACUUGCAGAGGUGUUUGGGAAAGUUCAUAGUAAGAGCAAUUACUGUUAAUUAACAUGAUGAAACAGAUUCCGUAGAAGAAACAGAGAUACAGUUUUCUAUAUAAAACAAGCCCUCAGAGAAGACUGCAAAGGCACCGUAGUGUAAACCCUGAAAGCCAAAAUUUAUUUGGAGCUAUGAGAAAAGCGGUGGUGGUGACUGAAGAAUACUUUCUAAAUAGCCUCAAACUCAGUAUUUGCAACAACAAAAAAACCCUUCAUGUUGUAAUGGAGUUGGCAAAACAUAGAAUUAGACAGUAUAAACCUGUCAUGCUCUGCAGAGGUACUCCAGUCUAAGCCCACUGGUUUCAAUAGGCUUAAACUUGAGUAACUCUGCAGAGGAUUGCACUGUAGUGUGUGUGUGUGUGCACACACUUUUUUCUGUUAUGGAAAGUAUUGGUGACAGGUAAUGGCAAUCAAAUUAGAACUAUUAACAAGAACAAAAAUGAUCUUAUUACCUGUUAGAAUUAAAUAUAUACAGAGCAUAAGCUAUAGAAGUGACAAAACUGCAUGUAUAAUGCAUUAGAAAGAGAUGAAGCGAGGUUUUUAUGAAAAUGUGGGACUAAACUCCUGUCUGUUCAACAUGGACACUUGCUCUGAUUUAGCAAUUCCUUGCUGGGCCAGAAAGUUACGUUCAUGCACACGGAACAGAGAGCCUGCUUUGUGCGGGGAACUUUUUAAGUUUGCCUGAGAGUAUGUGCAAACCUCUGGAUUUGGGUUUUUAUGUGUAAUACUAGUGUGCAUUCUUGGACAGGAGCAGUAUUUGUCAUCACACAUUCCAGCCAUGUUUCUGCAACACUUUGAAUUACAUAAGAGAAGUAGGUGAAGGAGUUUUUUGCACUUCAGUUUGUGGAGGCAACUUUUUAAAGUCAAGAUAUGCUUGGGGGUAGUCUGAUUUUGUGACCAAAAUCCCUAGUGUUUCACAACCACCAUUUUAGUAUCAGCUUGAAUAUGAAGAUGGAGAGUCAGACAAAACAGCUAUUACAUAAAGUAGUAUCUUUCAUUUGGAUAACUAUUUCAGAGAUGAAACUCUUUUCUUUGCUGAUCCAUGUGAUACAACAAUCUCUGUUGGCCUUUGAAAGUUUUGUGACCCUGGUUUUUUAUAAAUAAGCACUUUUCUCCAGCAAAUAGCAUUGACCUUUUUGAAAUGGUUCUUCUAAAGUUAAUUUUUUACAGAGUACAACUAGCUGUGGUGUUCAUAUUCCUGAGAUAAUUGGCAGACUCUCGGAUUGUCUCUCUUUUCAUUACAAUGUAUGAAAGAAAUAUGCAGAUAAUAUGGAAAAUAGAGAUAUGUGCAUAUAAGCACUAUGAAUGUAAGAAUAUCAAGAUUCCAUAAUAAAUUGUUUUGAUAUUU